GACCGGGGGAAACGACGACGACGACGACGACGGCUCGCUUAUACCGCACGGAACCACGUACACAAGGAGACGUCCGGCUUACAUGCACGUGCGUACACGGCCGAGGAACGCGCACACCCGCUCGCGGAUAUAUACGUAUGCCCUAAGGACACGAAGGACCAAACGUCGUGGAGCUACGGGUCCGCGAACGUGGUGCGCGAGGCCGUGGUGAACCGGGAAGUCGAGUCGUUGGCGGCUACUAGCGGUCAACGGACGGACAGUGAUCGGACUGGUGGUGCUCGAUCGUGGAUAAAGCGCGACGUAACUCGCGAUGACGACGAGUCAACAUUCGCGGAAGACAAUGUGAUCCCGCACGUUAACUCUUCGCAUCUACCUCGCGAUUUCGCAAAAUGAUCGGCCGGCCGGGUGAACUGUAGGUGGGCUACAGUAGUGGCGAUCGGUUACCAGUGUCCGGGCGUCGUCGCUCCAACGGUACUUGUUCUCUUCGGCUCGAAUCUUCGGAUGAACAUUUGUGUCCGCGUAUCGCGGAUCCGCGUUUCUUUCUAUCAAUCUGUGAUCACUGUUGCUCCUUUACGGCGCGCCUCGUUCGUGACUUAGUGUGACACGUGUGUUUAUCUCGGGGAUAAUGUGGUCGCAUCGCAGAUAAGAUUGACGAAUGACGCCGUAGCAGAGGGCUGGUUGGUGCGCGGAUACCGGGACGCAAGAGGACGGCACCUUUCGCACCGCCACGGCAACGUACAACACGUAUCGGAGAAUUGCGGCCACGAAAAUCGAGACGAGGGAGCGAGGGGCACUUAGCCCUUUGGCGAGCUCGAAGGAUGCAGCUCCCAGGCGGGAGCACGAGGAUUCCGCACGCGAGAAUACCGGCUUCUCUUCUGGUUAUCAUCAACGGCAACAACAUCGCAACGAUCACCGGGAGUAAACGCAUCGGUAGCAACAGCGGCGGUCCCGGUUACAACAAUUACCGUAGCAGAAGUAGUAAGAAGCACGACAGCAGCGGAUACAGACCCGAUAACGAAUCGAACCUUCCAAAGAAAAUCCGUCAUCCCGAGCCGAGGGCGGACGGCCGACAUCAAGUCACCAAGCAGCAGCCUCAGCCGUUGGCAGCGUCAGCUCUACGGCGGAAGGUGCGGGGCGAGGAAUAGUGAAAAGAAAGCAGAGAAAAAGCGAGGAACGACGGAAGAGGAAGAAGAGGAAGCGCGA
This is a messenger RNA of Solenopsis invicta (red fire ant), 1203 nucleotides long. RefSeq lists its product as uncharacterized. The transcript is spliced from 4 exons. Lineage: Eukaryota; Metazoa; Arthropoda; Insecta; Hymenoptera; Formicidae. The coding region runs from base 819 to 1145 and encodes 108 amino acids. The record is from RefSeq and is a predicted model, not a curated record.